CUUGCAAUGGCCAUGAACACUACAUCUGUAGCACCAUCUUCACCAGGUCUCUUCAUCCGUCCGUUGGCCAUAAUUUUACUAAUAGUGGCAUUGGUUGUGGGGCUUCCUGGCAAUGCAUUCGUAGUGUGGAGCAUCCUGGCCAGAAUGCGGAAGCGCUCUGUCACUGCGCUGCUGGUGCUGAACUUGGCUCUGGCCGACUUGGCCGUACUGCUCACAGCCCCAUUUUUCCUUUCCUUCCUGGCCCAAAACACCUGGCACUUUGAACUAGUGGGCUGUCGCCUCUCCUUCUACGUCUGUGGUGUCAGUAUGUACGCCAGCGUCCUGCUUAUCAUGGCCAUGAGUCUGGACCGUUCGCUGGCAGUGGCCCGCCCAUUCUUGUCUCAGAAGCUGCGCACCAAGGCGAUGGCUGGUCGGGUGCUGGCAGGCAUCUGGGUGGCAUCUGUGCUGUUGGCCACGCCUGUCUUUGUGUAUCGCAAGGUGACCCCGAUGAAUAACAACAAGAGCCAGUACUGCUCAGUCGACUACCCCAAGGAAAGCCACAGAGCCUUCCACUUGCUCUUUGAGACUAUCACGGGCUUCCUGCUGCCCUUUCUGGCCGUGGUGGCCAGCUACUCCGACAUCGGACGCAGGCUGCAGGCCCGGCGCUUCCGCCGCAGCCGCCGCACCGGCCGCCUGGUGGUGCUCAUCAUCCUGGCCUUUGCCGCCUUCUGGCUGCCCUACCACUUAGUGAACCUGGCUGAGGCUAGCCGCGCAAUGGCUGGCCUGAAAUACAUGUCUGGGAGCGUGGGGUUGAAGCUGUCCUUGGCUCGCAAGGUGCUCAUCGCGCUCGCCUUCCUGAGCAGCAGCGUGAACCCGGUGCUGUACGCGUGCGCCGGCGGCGGCCUGCUGCGCACGGCCGGGGUGGGCUUCGUUGCUAAAUUGCUGGAGGCCACCGGCUCAGAGGCUUACAGCACCCGACGAGGAGGAACUCUGGGCCAGACCGUCAAGGGUGCUCCCACCUCUCCUGAGCCUGGUCCUGCGGAGAGCCUCACUUCUCCACCAACCCCCUCGAGUGACAACUGA
This is a messenger RNA of Elephantulus edwardii (Cape elephant shrew), 1062 nucleotides long. RefSeq names its product leukotriene B4 receptor (gene LTB4R). The record is from RefSeq and is a predicted model, not a curated record. Gene Ontology annotation, biological process: inflammatory response; positive regulation of cytosolic calcium ion concentration; phospholipase C-activating G protein-coupled receptor signaling pathway. Gene Ontology annotation, cellular component: plasma membrane. Gene Ontology annotation, molecular function: complement receptor activity; leukotriene receptor activity. The coding region runs from base 7 to 1062 and encodes 351 amino acids. Lineage: Eukaryota; Metazoa; Chordata; Mammalia; Macroscelidea; Macroscelididae. The transcript has a single exon.